AAACUACUUUACUUUUUCUUUUUGGCUGAGAAAAGCAAGCUAGUUGUUCAUCCAAAAUAAUGGCGACCCAAGUUUUGUCCCUGCUACUCUCACUCAUCUCCUCCUUUUCUCUUCUUCUUCAUCAUCAUUAUCUUCCUCCUCGUGCUCACAAAGCUCAGCUAGAUCUCAAGGCCUGCAAGUUCAAUGCAAUAUACCAACUGGGUGAUUCUAUAUCCGACACAGGCAAUAUUAUGUAUGAAGACCCAGGUUGUCCUUCCUCUAAGCUUCCCUACGGUGAGACUUUCUUCAACAAACCCACAGGCCGCUACUCCAACGGAUUGUUGAUGAUAGAUUACAUUGCACUAUCAGCUGGACUUCCCUUUCUUAAUCCCUACUUGAGCAAAGAUUCAUUGUUUACUCAAGGAGUGAACUUUGCAGUUGCUGGUUCUACUGCUUUGUCUCCUAAUGUUCUUGCUGAGAAGAACAUAGUUUCUCCAUUUACCAACAGCUCUCUCAGUGUACAACUCCAUUGGAUGAGCACCUAUUUCAAUUCAAUCUGUCUCAGUGCUAGAGACUGUGCUGAGAAGCUUAACAGGUCUUUGUUCAUGGUGGGAGAGAUAGGAGGAAAUGAUUACAACUUUGCUCUUCAGCAAAAAACCAUUAAGGAAGCCAUGGCAAUUGUUCCCCAAGUAGUUCAAGCCAUAAAAGAUGCUAUCCAAACAGUCAUUGGCUACGGCGCUUUGAAAGUAGUUGUCCCAGGGAAUUUUCCAAUAGGGUGUUUUCCAAUUUACCUUGCCAGUUUCCAUACCAAUGAUUCAUCUGCCUACGAUGAAUAUCACUGCGUAAAGGAGUUGAAUGAAUUUUCAAUUUAUCACAAUGACCAUCUCAAAAUUGCCAUUGAAGAGUUGAAGCAAGAGCAUCCUAAUGUUACCAUCAUUUAUGGGGAUUACUACAAUGCAUUUCAAUGGGUAUACCGUCAUGCUUCGAACUUGGGUUUUGAUGCUUCAUCUGUGCAAAAUCCUUGCUAUGGGUUUGGAGGUGAAUAUAACUUGAGCAUGGAAAAACAUUGUGGAGAUAGUGAAGUACCAGUGUGUUCUAACCCUGAUCAAAGAAUUAGCUGGGAUGGAAUUCAUCUCACUCAGAAUGCUUAUCACUAUAUGUCCUACUGGCUUAUCCGAGACUUCUUAAACCAGCUUGGUUGUAGUGGCGUUUGAGUUUUUGUUCAACAAUCCUUGUUUAAUGGUAGCUUAAAGUGUUUCAUAUUCUCUGUCACUUUUUAGCAAUAGAUGCUACCUUAUUCACAUCCAUAUCGAAUUUAAUAUUAUGUUGUAUAUUAUUUUCUUA
Ziziphus jujuba (common jujube) is the source of this 1323-nucleotide messenger RNA. Its product is annotated as acetylajmalan esterase. The record is from RefSeq and is a predicted model, not a curated record. Gene Ontology annotation, molecular function: hydrolase activity, acting on ester bonds. Bases 60 to 1193 code for a protein of 377 amino acids. The transcript is spliced from 5 exons. NCBI's taxonomy places the organism in Eukaryota, Viridiplantae, Streptophyta, Magnoliopsida, Rosales, Rhamnaceae.